GUGCCUCCAUGGCGCGCUCGGAAGAUUUGGGGCUCCGAGAGGACACGCUGAAGGUCUUAGCUGCCUUCCUUCAGCGGGGUGAGGCCGCGGGGGGCCCUGUGCCCACCGUCGACAGGAGCCUGACCCAGGAGCAGCCAACAGACUUCCUGAGCCGCCUGCGAAAAUGUCUUCUCUGUCCCAUAGGGCGAGGGGCAGCUCCUCCCGAGUCCCCUCGGCCUACCUCCCUGCCUCUCCGUCCCUGCUAUGGUUCAGAGGAGCCUGGCCCAGCAACUCCAGAUUUCUAUGCCCUGGUGGCGCAGCGGCUGGAACAGCUGGUCCAAGAACAACUGAAAUGCCCACCUAGCCCAGAAUUACAGGGUCCUCCACCCACAGAGAAGGAGGCGCUGCUUCGGAGGCUCGUGGCUCUGCUGGAGGAAGAGGCUGAAGUGAUCAACCAGAAGCUGGCCGCUGACCCCGCACUGCGCCGCAAGCUGGCCCGCCUGUCCGCCGGCUCCUUCGCUCGCCUGGUGGAGCUCUUCUCCCGCCGGGAGGGCAGCCCGCGGACCAGCCCCGCGCGCCGCCCGUCCAUGCCGCCCUGCCCGGGACCCCCGCCACCCUCUCCGGAGCCCUUGGCCCGCCUGGCGCUGGCCAUGGAGCUGAGCCGGCGCGUGGCCUGGCUGGGCGGCUCCCUUGCGGGGCUCAGCGUGGAGCACGUGCACAGCUUCACGCCCUGGAUCCAGGCCCACGGGGGCUGGGAGGGCAUCCUGGCCGUCUCCCCUGUGGACUUGAAUUUACCCCUGGACUGAGCUUCCACAGAAGCUGCAUCAACGUCGGACCUCAAGCUCCUGCCUCCAGUGCUCUGUGGGGCCCUGCGAGAUCCCUCAGGGUUGGGGAGCAAAGCAGCCCUCCCUGUUUUUAGCCAAAAAGCAACAACGGAUGCAAGUUUUUCAGCAAUAAACACU
Molecule: messenger RNA, 941 nt
Organism: Suncus etruscus (white-toothed pygmy shrew)
Lineage: Eukaryota; Metazoa; Chordata; Mammalia; Eulipotyphla; Soricidae
Gene: BCL2L12
Product: BCL2 like 12
Exons: 6
Coding region: 9-785 (258 amino acids)
Biological process (GO): regulation of apoptotic process
Source: RefSeq, a predicted model, not a curated record